Molecule: messenger RNA, 1507 nt
Organism: Exaiptasia diaphana
Lineage: Eukaryota; Metazoa; Cnidaria; Anthozoa; Actiniaria; Aiptasiidae
Product: GPI-anchor transamidase
Exons: 13
Coding region: 7-1146 (379 amino acids)
Biological process (GO): protein localization to cell surface; attachment of GPI anchor to protein; proteolysis
Cellular component (GO): GPI-anchor transamidase complex
Molecular function (GO): GPI-anchor transamidase activity
Source: RefSeq, a predicted model, not a curated record
UCCAAAAUGGCGGCCAGUUUGACAUAUUUUUGCCUGCUUAUUAUUUUAGCUAUUAUUUCAUGUAUUAACGGACAGAAAACUCCUCCUUUGGAUAAAGUAUUUCAGAGAGGGCAUACAAAUAACUGGGCAGUUUUGGUUUGCACUUCCAGGUUUUGGUUCAACUAUAGACAUAUCGCUAACGUGCUGUCUGUGUAUCGUAGUGUAAAAAGAUUGGGUAUUCCAGACAGUCAUAUUAUUCUGAUGAUGGCCGAUGAUAUGCCUUGCAAUCCAAGGAAUCCAAGACCAGGAACUGUGUUCAAUAAUGUCAAUCAGCAUAUCAAUGUCUAUGGUGAUGAUGUAGAGGUGGAUUACAGGGGAUAUGAGGUUACAGCUGAAAAUUUUAUCAGGGUUCUUACUGGACGCCUACCAGAAAGUGUACCAAGAUCUAAACGACUCCUGUCUGAUGAGAGAAGCAAUAUCUUGAUUUACAUGACAGGUCAUGGUGGAGAUGGUUUCAUCAAGUUUCAGGAUGCUGAAGAGAUAACUAGUGUAGAGCUCGGUGAUGCAUUUGAACAAAUGUGGCAAAAACAAAGAUACCAUGAAAUGUUUUUCAUUGUGGAUAGCUGUCAGGCAUAUUCCAUGACUUUAAAGAUGUAUUCUCCAAACAUUGUAGGAGUGGGUAGCAGCUUGAUUGGUGAAGAUUCACUCUCUCACCAUGACGACCCAGCCAUUGGCGUCCAUGUGAUUGACAGGUACACCUACUACCUGUUACAGUUCCUGGAAAGAAUAGGACCUUCCAGUAAAUCUACUCUUGCAGACCUGUUUGAUUACACUACUCCUAGUCUAGUUAUGUCAACCCCUGGUGUGCGUACUGAUUUAUUUAGAAGAGAUAUGCAUAAGACUCUGAUUACAGACUUCUUUGGUAGUGUACAUGAAAUUGAAAUAUCAAAUGUGACCUUUUCAGACAUCACACAAGAAAGCACAUACAGUUCUAGUAGCUGUGAUAGGGACAGCACUACACCAAGUGACAAUGAGCCUCGCCAAUUUUCAGAACAAUUCCCUCAAAUACCAACAAAGGACACAAACAAGCGAUGGCACUUCUCUCAAGAGUUCAAGGCUGGAGUCAUAGUAUUCACGUUAAUAGCUAUAAUCUCUUUACUCUUUUGAAGAUUUACUCUUUUGAAGAAAGAGUAUUUUUGAACUCUGUCAUGUCGCAAUGGUGUGCAUUUUGUGAAAGAAACUUCAGUCACAGAAUAAAUGCAACGCUGAGUAACUUUGGAUGGAAUAUUUCCCAGUUAUUCGCUGUCAAGUUGAAGGAAAAACUCAAUGCAGAGCCCUACUGACAUUCAUGUACGUUUGGUUUGGUAAAUAUACUAUACAUUGAUAUGUGCGGACUCUGAAAGAACUAUUAACUGAGUUAAUCGUAAACCACAAGAUAUAUAACAAUAUACAGAAAUUAAUUAGUAGAUUUUGUAUGCAAUUAAAUUGUUUUGACAUUAAUUAAUGAAAAGCUCUUUACCCUUAUCAA